Molecule: messenger RNA, 1443 nt
Organism: Paramacrobiotus metropolitanus
Lineage: Eukaryota; Metazoa; Tardigrada; Eutardigrada; Parachela; Macrobiotidae
Product: coagulation factor X-like
Exons: 5
Coding region: 55-1443 (462 amino acids)
Biological process (GO): proteolysis
Molecular function (GO): serine-type endopeptidase activity
Source: RefSeq, a predicted model, not a curated record
GAAAACUCGCGCUGAGGGAAUCGCCUCAAAAAUGGUUUUACAUGCGGGACGAAGAUGACAUUUCCACGUCUUGCGAAGGUAAAUAUUUUUUUCUCGGCUUUCCGAAAAUACACUGAUUAUAAAUGCCAGCCAUCAAGCAUGCACACACAUUUUUUGCCUUAUUAUAUUCCAGUGGCAAUCGGCAACGACUGUGAAUCCGAUUCUUGCUGUUCCAAAUACGUCGAACACUCCCACUGCAAUAUCAGCGAAAAACUGUGUGCCUGUAACAAAGGAUACGUUUUCAGUCCUCUUAGUAAACUUUGUCAAAAAAUAGAACUGGUCUAUCAUAAGCAAAAAUCACAGCCUCUUAUUACCCCGGUUGCGGGUAAUUUUCAUCAACUGAAGACCUUUUGCAACGACACUUUCUGCGUGGAUACCACGCCACAUUUCCAUCCGACCACACUCGGCCAAGGCGGCAAAGCCCGUUCCGUUCUCAGCAACCAGUGCUUCCUGAUGUAUUUCCCCUGUCUUGUGCAGAAUUCCGUAUGCACACCGCAUCCCUCGAAUCCUUACCAGGGAUAUUGCGCAUGUCAAGCGGGAUAUACGGCUGAUGGCGAGGAUGCUUGUGUGCCUGAUAAAGGCGAUACAGUCGGAUUAAUUCCUCCCGAUACCGAAGAAUCGGCUGUCCAAAGCACGACGGCGGAGACUGAAAUUACUACCGUAAGCCCAACGGAAUCAGGGACAACUGCAGAGGAGACAACCAGUACUACGUCGUCGGAUAGCUUCGAAACUUCCACUGAACCGGCGCAUGUGAAUCCAUUUCCGGACAAGGUCAGUUGCGGCCGCCCGGGCACCACGAAAUCAUCUGAAUUUGGAUUAAGCAGCUAUUUCAGUGUUCGUACAAAAAAGUCCGUGGACAGCGAUUCACUGCACAGGAUUGUUGGUGGUCAGGAUGCAUUGCAGAACGAGAUAUGUUGGCAGGCAGGCGUGAUAUCUUUUGCAUCCGAUAUGCAAAGUUACGAAUACUGUGGAGGAACGAUCCUAAGUGAACGUUGGGUGCUAACGGCUAUGCACUGCGUUGUUGAGAAUACAGAUGUUGCUCAACCAACACCUAUUAGUCGCAUUUUUGUAUCCAUCGGUGCGACUAAUUUCCCGGCAUCUGCUCUAUCGACGGGAUCCGUCUGCGGAUCAUACUUAAAAGUCCAAGAGGUCAUCAUUCAUCCAACGGCAGCAUUCAUUCAAGACGAAACGGAUCAGUUUGUUGGAAUCUCUGACGAUCUUGCUCUUAUCAAGCUGGAAGGAACUUUGAAUUUUUCCUUGCCAUGCAUUUGCCCACUAUGCUUGACGCCAAAACGCCCAAAACCCGAAGAAACUUGCAUUGUUUCCGGUUAUGGAUGUCAAGAUGCAGCUUGCGAGUCUCCGCCGCCGCAUAGUUUAGCGUGGCUCAAAGUAAGUACAGCAUAA